ACCACCCGGUAUUUCUUUGUCGAAGCUUCCCGACUCAUUCAGUUUUCACACUACGGGCGGCACAAGUGGUAUUCUCGGCCUCUGUUAAAAUGCCGCUAGAAAACUUAGAAGAAGAAGGUUUACCCAAAAACCCUGAUCUACGGAUCGCACAGCUGAAGUUUUUACUAACUAUCGAUGGACAUCGAGAUGACGUGAAGGUGAAAGAAGAGCUGAUGGAGGCCGUCAAACAGAACAAUAUGGCACCAUAUUAUGAAACUCUUUGCAAAGAGCUGAAGUGGCAGGUGGACACCGACCUUCUAAGUAAAAUGAAGAAGGCCAACGAAGAGGAGCUAAAACGCCUAGAUGAUGUUCUGGAAGAUGCAGAGAAGAACCUUGGAGAAAGCGAAAUCAGGGAUGCCAUGAUGGCAAAAGCGGAAUAUUUGAUUAGGAUUGGUGAUAAAGAAGGAGCACUAACAGCUUUCCGCAAGACUUAUGACAAAACUGUGGCACUUGGGCAUCGCCUAGACAUUGUGUUUUAUUUGCUGAGAAUUGGACUGUUUUACAUGGACAACGACCUUAUUACUCGAAACACUGAAAAGGCAAAGAGUUUGAUUGAAGAAGGUGGUGACUGGGACAGAAGAAAUCGUCUAAAGGUUUACCAGGGUCUUUACUGUGUGGCCAUUCGGGAUUUCAAGCAAGCAGCAGAGCUCUUCCUGGACACCGUAUCAACAUUUACUUCCUAUGAACUCAUGGAUUAUAAAACGUUUGUCACCUACACGGUCUACGUCAGCAUGAUUGCACUGAAGCGGCCAGACCUUCGGGAAAAGGUGAUAAAAGGAGCAGAAAUAUUGGAAGUGUUGCACAGUCUGCCAUCAGUCCGACAGUAUUUGUUUUCCCUCUAUGAGUGCCGCUAUUCUGUCUUCUUCCAGUCUUUAGCAACUGUAGAGCAGGAGCUCAAGAAGGACUGGCUUUUUGCUCCUCAUUAUCGCUACUAUGUGCGCGAGAUGAGAAUCCACGCCUACAGCCAGCUUUUGGAAUCUUACCGCUCAUUAACGCUGGGCUACAUGGCUGAAGCCUUUGGAGUCAGUGUGGAAUUUAUUGAUCAGGAACUUUCCAGGUUUAUUGCAGCUGGUAGACUACACUGCAAAAUAGAUAAAGUGAAUGAAAUAGUUGAAACAAACAGACCUGACAGCAAGAACUGGCAGUACCAGGAAACUAUAAAGAAGGGAGACCUCCUGCUUAACAGAGUCCAGAAACUGUCACGGGUUAUUAACAUGUAGUGAGGAGUCUGUCUAACUGGACUCGGCCACAGUCAAGCAGAAAGGACUGGCACUCGUUACAUUUUUCAAUAUUUCGGAGUAAGAAUUCAAUUUGUACAACUAUCUUCAAGUUCACAACUUUUUUUUUUUGGUUC
This is a messenger RNA of Polypterus senegalus (gray bichir), 1393 nucleotides long. RefSeq names its product proteasome 26S subunit, non-ATPase 6 (gene psmd6). The coding region runs from base 90 to 1259 and encodes 389 amino acids. The record is from RefSeq and is a predicted model, not a curated record. Gene Ontology annotation, cellular component: proteasome regulatory particle. NCBI's taxonomy places the organism in Eukaryota, Metazoa, Chordata, Cladistia, Polypteriformes, Polypteridae. Gene Ontology annotation, molecular function: protein binding. The transcript has 8 exons. Gene Ontology annotation, biological process: proteasome-mediated ubiquitin-dependent protein catabolic process.